GUGGAGAGCUGCAGAAGAAACAGGCUUUGGGGACACAAAGACAGCAUUGCUGGAAGGACAACAGCUCCAGCCCUCAAAAUCCUGUCUCAGAUUUCUUAAAGGGACAAGAAUUGGCUCCCAGGCAGGCCAAGGAGGAAAAUGUCUGGGUUGCAGAAGGAAAAAACAGUUCAGGAAUCGUAUUCCAUGAAAAUGUCCAGACUGCAAAGGCCUGGAAGGAUUGAAGCUCAAGCUAACAGAACUAGCACCCAAUGGCCUGUUUUCCCAAGGACCCAGAAAUCCAACAGAAUUAUAUUAGAACCUGGAAUAUAAUCUGGGUAUAUUCACUCAACCAGGAUAUAAUCUGAAGCUAACAAAGACUGGGCAAAAAUCAGAGACCAGAGACGAGAGUCUGGAAUUUGCAUGGGGAGCAGAGAGAGAAGCCUCUUGAUUUUUUUGAGAGCUGAGGAGCAUCUUGAAUUAAGGAAUCCAGAAAUGCAAGAGAAACCAGAACUGAGCUUUGCAGAACCUGAGUGGGCCUGCCUGGGAGGAGCCAGAACCCAAGACUACAAGGAUAGGAUUUAGAAACUGCCCCCACCCUGCUCAAGCUACAUGAAAUGGAAUCAAGGAAUCCUGAGAGCUGAAGAGGGGCCUUGAAGAAUUUGGGAGUGGGGAGCAUACUCAGGGCACAGGAGCCCAAGACCUUUGUUCAAGGUGCUGCAUUUUGAAAUGCUGAACAGGGUUCGAGACCUGCAUCCCUGAAGGGCUGGAGCAGCCCAGGAGUUAUGAGGGGCCAGAGGACUUGCUCAGCCCAGGAGGCUGACCGUGCUGUUCUGAGGAAGAUGCCAUGGCUUCCUUUUGCCCCCCGCCUGAGCACUGCAGCAUUUCCUGAGUCUGAUUCCUUUUGGCUGGAGGAAGAAGCAGGGAGGACGCUCUUUUGCCUGGGUUUGUGAUGCCUCCUCUGGCCCACAGUAUAGCAGGCACAGUGGGUACAGGAAUCAGUCCCCCCCAUAGCAAUGGAGGGGGACUGGUGAAGGGCCCAGGGACACCCGAUGGCCAUGACCUGGCCAGGGAAGACUGAGCAAGAUGCGCAGAGACAAGCAACUCUAUGGCGGGGAGAUGGCGGAUGGCCACGGCUGCUCUCUGGGGCCCUGAGAUGCUAAGCCCAAGUUCUCCAAGGCUUGCAACAUUUCCUACCAUGGAAAGGGUUCUGUGGCUGAUGGUGCUGCUGCUGGAGGGGAGCACGCUGGCUCAGGUGGAAGUCUGCCCUUUUCAUUGCAUCUGCCAAAACCUCUCCGAGUCCCUCAGCACACUCUGCGCCAACAAAGGGCUGCUCUUUAUUCCCCCCAACAUUGACCAGCGGACAGUAGAGCUGCGCUUGGCAGACAACUUCAUUCAGGUGGUGGAACCACCAGAUUUCCUGAACAUGACAGGCCUUGUGGACCUAACCCUCUCUCGAAACACUAUUGAUACCAUCCGCCCUUUUGCCUUUGGGGACCUGGAAAGUCUCCGCUCCCUCCACCUGGACAGCAACCGGCUAACAGAAAUCAGGGAAGAGGCUUUGAGGGGUAUGAUCAACCUUCAGCACCUCAUCCUUAACAAUAACCAGCUGGUGGACAUCUCAGUGGCUGCUUUUGAUGACUUCUUGUUGACACUAGAAGAUUUGGAUUUGUCCUACAACAACUUGCACAGUGUUCCAUGGGAGGCAAUCCAGGGGAUGCUCUGCCUUCACACACUCAAUUUGGACCACAACCUCAUUGACUUCAUCCUAGAAGGAGCCUUCACUGAGCUGUACAAGCUCUCCCGGCUAGAUAUGACCUCCAAUCGUCUUUACACACUGCCGCCAGACCCUCUCUUUGCCCGCUCUCAAGUUGGGGUCAUCAGCCCGACCCCGUAUACCUCCACUAUCAUGCUCAGCUUUGGUGGCAAUCCUCUGCAUUGCAACUGUGAGCUGCUGUGGCUGAGGCGCUUGGCGCGCGAGGAUGACAUGGAGACCUGUGCCUCCCCUGCACAGGUGGCCGGCCGCUACUUUUGGUCGGUGCCUGAGGAAGAGUUCACUUGUGAGCCUCCUCUCAUCACACGCCACACUCACAAGCUCUGGAUUUUGGAAGGCCAAAGGGCUCUCCUGAGAUGCCGAGCCAUUGGGGACCCUGAGCCAGUGAUCCACUGGGUCUCCCCUGAUGACAAAAUCAUCUCCAACUCCACCAGGACCGUAUCAUUUCGCAAUGGCACUUUGGACAUCUUGGUGACUACCAUCCGGGAUGACGGGCUCUACACCUGCAUCGCCAUAAAUGCGGCUGGGGAAUCAACGGCCACCAUAGCCCUCACCAUCAUCCCCUUGCCCCAUCAGGGGAAUGGCAGCAUCACAGUGCUGCAGCAGGACCCAGGUUCAUCCGACAUCGCCAGCUCUGCCAAGACCGCGGCCAACGCCACGGAGGGGGCUUCUGAGAAGGGAGUGGUGGUGUCUGACGUGACGGCCACAUCAGCCCUGGUGCGCUGGGUGGCAGACAAGCUGGCCCAUGCGGCCUGGAUGUACCAGAUCCAGUACAACUGCACUGCCGAUGACGUGCUCAUUUACAGGAUCAUCCCUGCCAGCAGCAGACAUUUCGUCAUCCAGCACCUUGUGCCCAGCGUAGAGUACGACUUGUGUGUUUUGGCCAUCUUCGAUGAUGUGGCCACUUCCUUGGCGGCCACACACCUUUUGGGCUGCGCCCAGUUUGCCACAAGGGAUGCCUAUCCAGACUGCCACUCGCUGCAUGCCCACUUCCUGGGGGGGACCCUGACGGUGACUGUAGGGGGCAUCAUUGUGGUUACUUUGCUGGUUUUCAUGGUGACCAUGAUGGUGAAGUACAAAGUCUGUGGCAGCAUUCAUGGGAACCUACCUAAAGCCACCAAUGUCUACUCACAGACCAACGGGGGGCACCCCAAUGGGCUGCUCUUCCAGCGGACGUCCCCCAAGCAGCGUGGCCCAAAGCACACCAAGGAGGCUCGGCUGCAAGGGGCGGAGCACAGGACAGGGGCUGGAACAGCCUGGAGGCUCCAUGCUCCUGCCAAAACCAAGCGUAGCACCUCCUUGGAUAUGGGGAACAUCUCCUCCCCGAGCCCUUGCUACAGCUAUGCCAAGCGCCUCAGCACUAUAUGGACCAGACGCAGCCAGUCCGUGCAUGGCAUGCUGGUGCAGUGCGCCGUUCCUGAGAACCACAAUGCCACACAGCUUGGACCCUUCCUCAAUGCAGAUGAGCUGGAAGAAAGUGUAGUAUAGUCCUCAGCCUGCCUCUGGGAUGAAGGGAUAAAGCUUGGGCACCUGGGAGGGAACACCAGGCUGCCGCUGGCACCUAAUCGGCCCAAAGGAAGUGCUGGUAUGGUGAAGGGGGCAGCGCCUCAUGGCAGCAGAUGUAAUUGCAGGCACUGGAAAUCUUGUAUUUGGUAUGGAAAUGCUGUAGCUCAGCAAUCUGCAAAGGCCUGAAGCGGCUGCUCCGGUAAGAGCAACACUGACCAGCCUCCACAGGGAGGGGCAAGCAGCAGACAGGCUGGCAGCAGAAGAGCUGCUUGAUCGAGAGGCCUGUCCUCAGCCAGAGGAGGCCAGGACACAGUCCUUCCUCUCCCUUUUGGCCCAGUUGUGCCACAGAUCGAUCAGGGACAUGAAUAGGAAGCCUGCAUACAGGAGGCCUAGAAGAAGGGCUGUGGAUACAGAAAUCAGUUGCUCUGGAUGGGAAAGGAGAUGUACAGUUUUAAAAAGAAAUGUCA
This is a messenger RNA of Varanus komodoensis (Komodo dragon), 3723 nucleotides long. RefSeq names its product leucine rich repeat and fibronectin type III domain containing 4 (gene LRFN4). Bases 1085 to 3238 code for a protein of 717 amino acids. Gene Ontology annotation, molecular function: protein binding. The record is from RefSeq and is a predicted model, not a curated record. The transcript has 3 exons. Lineage: Eukaryota; Metazoa; Chordata; Lepidosauria; Squamata; Varanidae.